AUGAAAAGUCUUUUCAGGAUUAGAGGAUACGCAUCGUAUGCUACCCAAUUUUAUCAAAAAAGAACCGUGGUGAGCAGCGGGAGUAAUACUGCAGCUGCUGGUGUAGUAAAGAAAAGCUUCAACAGCACAGAAGCCAAACCUGCAUUCGCAACAAAAUCAGAGGCCAGUAAUGGGAAUAAUAUGAAGGAGUAUUCAAGUGGCAUCAAUUCCAAGCUCGGCGGCACGCCUUUGGAAACCCGUGGCACGCCUGAAGAUUCUUUGAACAAUAGUUAUAAGUCAGCCAGGGGAGACAUCGAUUGGUAUACUUCAUGGUAUGGCUUAGGUAUGAAGCCAUUUGAACCAAAGGUGCAAAAGGAAUUGAUUGAGCCCUUGGAUUACAAAGAUAUUGAAAUUAAGCCAGAUGGGUUGAUAUACUUGCCCGAGAUUAAGUACCGUAGAAUUCUGAACAGAGCUUUCGGAGCAGGUGGUUGGGGGUUGGUGCCUAGAUCACAAACUAUAGUAACAUCCAAACUUGUGACUAGGGAGUACGGUCUUAUUUGUCAUGGCCAAUUGAUCAGUGUAGCAAGAGGGGAACAAGACUACUUUAACGAAGCCGGCAUACCAACCGCUACAGAAGGUUGCAAAAGUAACGCAUUAAUGAGAUGCUGCAAAGAUCUUGGUGUAGGAUCUGAAUUAUGGGACCCUGUUUUCAUAAAGAAAUUCAAAGUCGAUCAUUGUACUGAAAAGUUUGUGGAGCAUGUUACCACCAAGAGAAAGAAGAAGAUUUGGCUAAGAAAGGACAGACAAGUCGAAUAUCCUUAUAAAUAG
Molecule: messenger RNA, 807 nt
Organism: Saccharomyces mikatae IFO 1815
Lineage: Eukaryota; Fungi; Ascomycota; Saccharomycetes; Saccharomycetales; Saccharomycetaceae
Gene: MGM101
Product: Mgm101p
Exons: 1
Coding region: 1-807 (268 amino acids)
Biological process (GO): interstrand cross-link repair; recombinational repair
Cellular component (GO): mitochondrial nucleoid; mitochondrial chromosome
Molecular function (GO): single-stranded DNA binding
Source: RefSeq, a predicted model, not a curated record